UGAGGUGACAUGCGCAGAUUUAACGUGUUUUCGGUUCUGCAUGUUCCUUACCCAGGUGAGACAUUGUAGGAAGAGGACUUUGUACUGCCUAUAAUAAAAGCAGUGUCAGCCCAGUGACAGUGGAAGGCUGAAGUAACCAGAGGGAGAAGAAGGGAGGCAGAGACAAGAUGAUGGUGGGACUCGCAGUUGUGGUGGCUGCCUGCUGCUGCCUGGCAGGAGUGCGGGGACAAGGAACUGAAGACUUCACACAGCCCCCUAGUAUCAAUGUACAGGCCCCCAAGGUGUUCAUAUACAGACAAAAAGAAAGUGUGGAGUUGCCCUGUGUAGCCUCAGGAAGUCCACAACCUUCAUAUUCAUGGUACAAAGACAAGGAGUAUUUGGAGAUAGGAAAUCUGCCGCGUUACACCCUCCAACCCAACAUAGGCACGCUGGUGAUCACUGACCCCGAGGACAAGGACCAGGGUUACUACCAGUGCAAUGCCACCAACGCCUUUGGGACGUCGCUCUCAGUAAAAACGAGGUUAUGGAAAGGAGUUUUGGAGCAGUUUCCGCCCGUUACCGUGCCAACUGUACAUCGUCCCAUAGUUGGUGCCUCCUUGAAAUUGACAUGUAGCCCACCUACCAGUAACCCAGAUGCUGAGAUCUACUGGAACGUCAAUAAAAUACCCCUAAAACUAGACGGAAGAGUUUCCAUAGAUUAUGAUGGUAACCUUUACUUUGCCAAUAUUCUGCCAGAGGAUCAACAGAAUGGAAACAUUUACCGCUGUGUGGCAUACAACAGUCGUCUCAGUGCCACUGUAGAGGGGGAAGAUGCUGUGAUCUAUCCACAGGGAUCCAUGCAGUCCAUAGUGCGUACCAGGCCGCAUUCCCUGUACGCGACGCCAUACGAAGUCUCGGCACUCCGUGGAGGGAGAAUUGCAAUCAAGUGCAUAUUUGGCGGAUAUCCCACACCCAGGAUUAUCUGGAGGCGGACAGAUGGACGUCCACUGUCCCCUAGACACAGACUGGUCAGCGAUGGUCAAGAGAUAUGGAUUCAGCCAGCAACAUUUGAGGACGAAGGGACGUAUUCUUGUGAAGCCACAAACAGUGAAUCUGAUGUGCCGGUUAACAGUAUUUUUAGGGUUACAGUGGAGUCCACUCCUUACUGGAUUAACGAGCCAAUGGAUGUGAAUGCGGCAGAGGAGGAAGACGCUGAAUUUUUUUGCCGUGCUGAGGGAAUACCUGCCCCAAGAGUUUCCAUGUUUAUUAAUGGAGUACCAAUUGAGAAUGUAAAUAACCCAAGGCUGCAGGUUGGACAAGAUAAAAUCAUCUUCAAGAACUUGACUAAGUCUGACACUCUUGUUGUACAGUGUAAUGCUACAAACAAGUUCCAAGAUGGCUAUGUCUAUGGGGAUGCCUACCUCAAUGUCUUAGCUGAGGAGCCAUCCUUCCUGCGUCCGCCACCUCUGAUCCAGGAGGUCCCAGCAGACAAGUCCACCAUCAUCCCGUGUCAGGUGUUUGGUGCCCCCAAACCUAGGAUAUCAUGGACGCGGAAUGGAGUAGAUGUCAGCGGCGGUGCCAAGUAUACUAUACAUCCAAGUGGAGACUUGGAAAUUAAGAAUGUGCAGUCAUCUGAUGGGGGAGAGUACGCCUGUCACGCCUCCAACAAAUUUGGCAGUGGCUUCAGAGAUGGGCGUCUGGUUGUCAGAGCUCCCACCACCCUCCUUACGGUGCCCCAGGACCAAAUGGUGGAACUCGGCAGCAACGUGAAGUUUGUCUGCACUGCCAGGACAGAUCCUGAGAAGAUGAGCAAGCUGGAGAUGUACUGGCUCAAAGACAGCGAGAGAAUCAACCUGAACCAGGCGCAGAGGUUGUACGAGAACUACAUGGACAAUUCCUUGAUCAUCAGUGAUGUGAAUCUGCUGGACUCUGGGAAGUACACUUGUGUGGCGAAGAAUGGCUUGGAGAAUGAUCAGUCCAAUCAUACUGCUACCUUGGUGGUACAAGGUCGUCCCGAACCUCCAAAAGUCGUAACAAUCAUGGAAUGUGGCACGCAGCAAGCUCGAGUGUCCUGGAGCGCUGGCUCUGACAAUUACGCCCAGAUUCUCAAGUACCGUAUUGAGUACAAUACCACCUUCACGCCAGCCACCUGGGUGGAGAUCAGGACCGUCAGCGCUGCGAACAGUCAGCAGUACCUUCCUCUCUCGCCCUAUGUCAACUACACCUUCCGUGUUCUCGCCCAGAAUCGUAUUGGCUGGAGCCUGCCCAGUACGCAUUCGAAGCAGGUGUGCACGACCCCGCCCGCGGCGCCCUCUCAUAACCCCGAGAACGUGGAGACGUGGAACACAGAGUGGGAUCAGUUGCACAUCAGAUGGACGCCCAUGGCCCCAGUGGAACACAAUGGACAGGGAUUCCACUACCUGAUCACAUACUACAGACUGGACAUUCCCAAUGACAUUAUAAAGAGUGUGAGGAUCGAUGACUGGACCCAAAGAGAGCUCAGGAUUGAGAACACGCCCUUCUAUACUCCAUACGCCAUCAAAGUGCAGGCGAUAAAUUCCAUGUCUGCUGCUCCUGAUGAGCCGGCUAUUGUUGGGUUUUCUGGAGAGAGCACACCACUGGUGGCCCCAACCAACUUCAUGUUGAACCCCAAUGUUGCUGUCACGUCCAACAAGGCCAGUUUUAUAUGGGACGCUGUGGACCCUGAGAGUGACCAGAUUAGAGGCUUCAUGAGAGGCUACCAGAUUCAGUUCUGGCUGGAGGAGGAGGGAGAGCAGGGAAUGAGAACCGAGUACAUCUACACGCGAGAUCUCGCUCUGGAGGGGAGGAACUGGGUCGACAAGAUACGCACCAAACGGCAGACGCCUCCCAAGAUGGAGGCCACGAUAAGUAACUUGCCUUCCUCACAGCGUAUCGUCGCCCAAGUUCGUGUGAUUAAUAAGAAGUAUGCAGGGCCACCCAGCAAUAAGAUCAUUAUACAGACGCCAGAGGGAGUGCCAGGUCCUGUGCAGAACUUCCAGUUUGUUCUUGUUGGUCCAAACCACAUUAAGCUUCAGUGGAACAAGCCUGCUGAACCCAAUGGCCAGAUCACAGGCUAUGACAUUGGCUACAGGACAGUCACUGGGCUGUCCCUGGGAGCCAUCCAGUACAAAGAACCUGCAAUGACAAUUGGACCAGAUGAUACCAGAGACCGCUUUACAGCUACAAUCACAGGAAUGAAGUCCUCAACACGGUACAGGGUGUAUGUGUGGGCGCGCACGAAUGUGGGGCGUGGUGAACAAGACUUCUUAGAUGCAGCUACUCUGGAGCCUUCAAGCCCAGGUAAACCUGACUUCAGGGCUGUCGCUGGACCAUGCUCAUCAGUGGUGGACUGUCCAAUCAACGUGACCUUCAUUCCGGCCAGUGUGAACCCUGGGGGUGCUUUCUAUGUCCAGUACAGGAAGAAAGGCACCAAUAUGUGGAUGAACACUUUCACGGAGACGGACAGAAUGUGGAGGAAUAUUUCUAAGCUGGAUCCUGGGACCACGUACGAGGUCCGUCUGGUGGCCAUGAACAGCAAACAGUACAGCACAGCCAGCGAUGUAAAGGGGAUAGACACCUUAGGUUCAGCGAUGUCUAUUGGAUAUAUAGGCACAGCAGGCUGGUUCUAUGGAAUGAUUAUUGCCAUCUUGGCCCUCAUCCUUAUCUUGAUAGUAGUCUGUGUGCUCAGGAGGAAGAGAGGGGAGAAUUAUCCAGUCCAUGAGAAAGAACAGUUGAGAGGUCCAGAAUUUGAACAACACGAAGGAGGCUUUGGGGAAUAUCAACGAGGGUACGACAAUGCAUACUAUCAAAGAGCUACAACUUCGUAUGUGACACAGCCAUUAAUGCGAUAUCCACCUCCUGCCAGGAACCCAGAAUACGACAGCGAUAUCAAACCGGAAGAGAGCGAUGAAGACAGCAUGGAGGAAUAUGCAGACACGGACCCCAGCAAGUUCAAUGAAGAUGGCUCUUUUAUUGGCCAGUAUGGCAAAAAACCACCUCCGCCAAAUGACCAUGAUGACCACGGGCAGUCUGCAUUGUCCACUUUUGUGUAGUUGGUGCCUGUUGUAUGUGUGUAAAUAUGGACAUUUUUUUGUGUAGAAGAAGAGAUGACCUUGUAGUUCAGCUCACCAUUUUUUAUGCAGGAAAUCUCUAACUUUCACAUGACUCCUUUGUAGAUUGAUUAAUAAAUCUACAUGUAAAUAAAAAUUGUAGUGCUAGGAACUUUGGAGAGCAUUUUAAGGCAAUGGAGAUAUUUCUUAUCCAAGUUGUUCCUUUCGCCUCAUUGGGGUUUAUCACUAACAGGAUGCUUCAGUAGAAAAACUACAAACAGUACAGUUUUUCUGUAUGUGUCAUAUGAAUAGUUUUACAUUUGUUUUAUUUUUUUUAUUUACAUAACCACAUCUUUUAACUCCUAAUAUAAUGUGUUUAAACAAGAGCUAGUGUCACUUAGUGAUGUUUUUUUCUCUACAUUUAUAACUUGAUUUUAUGGUUGUGAUUGAUAUGUAUUUUAAUAAAUUGCUAAAUUUAAAAUUCAACAGUGCACAUCAUUAAAUGUAUGCUUUCAGUUUUUGGCAUUUCUUAAUGAACUGAGGAGCACUAUAACAGACAUGCUCUCUAAAUAUUGAAGGUACUUCAAAUAUUUUACUAUAAUUGCUGUUCUCUUAGCAUAUGUCAGAUAUUUUACCACACAUUUGAAAAGAAGUAGAAACAUUUUUGGAAUUGGUUUGGAAUUUUCAAAAAUUAUUUGAGUUGAAACUAAACAUCUCAGGUGAAGUGGUCUGGCUAUUGUUUAAUUGUAUUUGGAUAUGGCAAGUUGGAGACAUUAGCACAUGUUGCCAUUUAAAUGUCAGCAGAUUUUUUAAUAUUUCGUGGCUUCUGGCAUCACACCAAAUAUAAUCUUUGUCACAUGUAACACAUAGGUUGUAGUCCACAAUUUUUCAUGAAGAUUUUGUACAUAAGGUACCAAAAGAUUUUUUUAAGGAGAAAGUUUUUGGCAUUCCAAAUGUUGUAUCAUGACAGAAUAUGAAUAUUAGAUUUUAAACAUGAGCACUGUACUUGAAAAUGUUUUUAAUGUUACAACACAAAGCCAAGCUUAUUGGACUUGAAGAGAGAGAGAGAGAGAGGGGGAGGAUUUAUUUGAGCAUUUGUCUUUAGGACUCAAAUUGGGUCAGUUUCUUAAGACUCCAGUUGUUACAUUGUCUAUAUGUACAUUUGAACUGUUUGUACUUUGUAUUUUAACAUGCUGACUAUUUAGUUUUUAGAUUUGUACAGCUUUGUAGGUGGUUCUGUCAUAACUCAAGAUGUUCAUUUUUUGCUGAGGCUAUAUUUUAACCAGGAACAUGCAAAGGUACUUUUAUUUUGUCUUCGCUGUUAACUGCCAUUCCUUGCAGUUUCAUUUUGAUGCUUUUGAGUUGUUUUCUAGUGUUAAAAUGUUUAAAAAAGUAGUAGAAGUAGUAGUAGCAUACUGACGUUUGAUAAAGGAAACUGAAUCGUUGAUAACAUGUGCCACACGUUGUUUUGAUGUUUUAGAUAUUUGACUGAAAAGUAUCUUUGCUCUGCAAGCUAGUUAAAGGUACAAUUUAAUUGUAUUCGUAUUUUAAAGUUGUAAAUUUUUCCUUCCUGCGAGAAGACAAGUUGCCAUCCUAUGUAUUCUGCAGAAUUACUGCCACCUUGAGCACUGAAUUGUUCUAUGUGAUAUUUAUUUCACCUUCAAAUAGCUGAAAAUGCUACACCAUUUGUUAUAAAACACUGUUAAAAUAAAUCUUAACACUAGCACACCAAGGUACAUUUGGACACACGUCCAAACACCACAACUUCAUUUCAGGGGUAUUCUUAUUUAGCAAAAACGCUCGGAAUCACCCAAUGUCCAACACCGUCACGCUCACUGUUGUUCCAUCUGGCACACUCUGCAGAAUUGCUCACAGUUUUGACAAAUUUAUAAAACUAUAAUCACCUAUCUUAGACGCGUAGUUGUCUGGUUCUAUUUGUACAUUGUAAGUAGAGAAAAAAACCCAAUGUAUGAAGGUCUAAAGUAUUUUUACAUUCCCGAUGUAACUGUAGAUCAGUCGAUGGAUGACGUUUAUCUAAAAUAAAAUGUCAGAAUUUA
Molecule: messenger RNA, 6106 nt
Organism: Lingula anatina
Lineage: Eukaryota; Metazoa; Brachiopoda; Lingulata; Lingulida; Lingulidae
Product: neuroglian
Biological process (GO): cell-cell adhesion; axon guidance; brain development
Cellular component (GO): plasma membrane; axon
Molecular function (GO): cell-cell adhesion mediator activity
Source: RefSeq, a predicted model, not a curated record